Messenger RNA from Scheffersomyces coipomensis, 1079 nucleotides. RefSeq lists its product as uncharacterized. The record is from RefSeq and is a predicted model, not a curated record. The transcript has a single exon. Lineage: Eukaryota; Fungi; Ascomycota; Pichiomycetes; Serinales; Debaryomycetaceae. The coding region runs from base 316 to 678 and encodes 120 amino acids.
UUUGAUAAUUAAAUCCAUUCGAAUAGUUGGCAUUGACCUAAUAUGAGGCUAUUGUAUAACGAUAUAUACUUGUUGUUAUAGUUUAUUAGUAUGUUAAUUUGUGUGUGUUAUUUUUUCACCCCUUAUGACUGUAAAAAUAUAAAAAUUAUGACGGUCAAGGGGGAGUUGGAUAAAAUUAUGACAGUCAAAAAUUUAAAAAAUUACUUAUCACCACUCUUCUUCUCUUCUUCAUUUAUUCUCUUUUCAAUCUAAUGAUCAUUAUUAUUAUGAAUCAAAAAAGGCCCAUUGAAGAUAAACCUAAGGAUUCGGCCAGCAAUGGUCUCUUUCAAUCUUAUCGUUCGACCCGUUUUCCAUAUUGUUGUUGCUAGUCUUUACGUUUUUGGCAUUGGUUUAAUUAUGAAUGACAAUUUUUCUAUCUUAGCAAUUUGCUACAUGAUUAGUUUGUUUUUGUUGUUAGUUGGCCUUUUUAUACUUUCGAUGUCUGGGGUGGAAGAUUGCCAACAUCCAGGAAACCUCCGUGAUAACGUAUUUCAAUUCCAAAAUUUGCAUUGUACUUGCAUUAGAGGUGCUAUAUAUGGUUGGUCUCUUAUUAUGUUAUUCAUAAUAUUUAUUAUUGCUGUUGCUCAGAAUGCCGAGACUGCUCAUAGAGCAAGAGUAGAAUUACAUGCAAAUUGUUAAACUGCUAAUGGUUCUAAGAUGAAUCUGUUUUAUAUGAAUAAACCAAUCCAUUACUUAUUUUAUUCUAUCUUUCAUUUUUUUUAUUAGUUUGAUAAUCUAAUUUACUUAAUUCAUAGCAAAUGGUUAAAAUAUUUUUCUAUAAUCAAACAGCUGUUUAUAUUUAUAUACAAAUGUGGUUAUGUAUAAUACCUUACAUAUCAGAAUAGAAUCUAUUUCUUAUCCUUAUUAUAAUUUUUCUAAUUCAAAAUACAAAUGAAAUCAAAUGAAAAUAUAAACCAUGACCAUGAUUGGAAUGUAUGUUAAAUAUAUGUAUAUGAAGAAGAUAAAUACUGUUUGCUCUUUUACAUAAAGAUAUAAUCCAUUCAUAGUGUGGGAGCAUUCUUCAAGUCCUAUAAAACGCU